CGCAUAUUCGUCUCGUCUGUUUGCUAUCCCAUCCCCCUCGCCGCGCGUCCCCUGGCGUGCGCCGCCGCCUCUAUCGGAAUGGCGCUUCGCUCGCCGGAGCUGCGCUUCGCCGCCACCACCGGUCUCGGCGCGCUCUCCCGGCCCAGCCGCCUCGCUCCUUCCCCCCUCGCCGCGCUCGCUUCCCCUCGCCGACGCCGCCGCGGCCCGUCUCCUUCCCCUUCCCCCUCGCCCUCCGACUCCAACCCCUCGACCGCCUCCGCCGGCGACGCGGACGGGCCGGAAUGGAAGCAGGUCAGCGCGAAGCGGUUCGGGUACAAGGAGUCCAUGAUUCCCGACGAGGCAUGGAACGUCCUCCACCGUCUCCGUAGCAGAGGAUAUGAUGUGUACUUGGUUGGUGGUUGUGUUCGAGAUCUCAUAAUGAAGAAAAUCCCAAAAGAUUUUGAUAUAAUAACAACAGCUGAUCUUAGGCAGGUGAAAGACACCUUUCUAGGAGCAGCUGUUAUAGUAGGAAGGCGGUUUCCCAUAGUUCAUGUACAUGACAAUAAUUCCAUUGUUGAGGUGUCAAGUUUUAAUACUUAUGUUCGAGGGUCUAGUGGCAAUCAAAUGCCUGCUUCAAAGAGCCCACAUUGUAGCAAGAACGAUUAUUUACGCUGGAAGAACUGCCAAGGGAGGGACUUCACUAUAAAUGGAUUAAUGUUCAAUCCGUAUUCAGAAAAGAUCUACGACUACUUGGGAGGCAUUGAAGAUAUUAAGAAAGCUAAGGUUCGUACUGUUAUUCCUGCUGCCACUUCGUUCCAUGAGGAUUGUGCUCGUAUUCUACGUGCAAUCAGAAUUGCAGCUCGAUUAGGAUUCAGCUUUCCCAAAGAAACAGCUUAUUAUGUGAGAAAUCUUGCCUGUUCUGUGGCAAGACUUGACAAGGGAAGAUUACUCAUGGAGGUUAACUAUAUGCUUGCUUAUGGUUCAGCUGAAGCUUCUUUAAGGUUGCUUUGGAGAUUUGGUCUUCUUGAACAUUUAUUGCCCUUUCAGGCUGCAUAUUUUUCUUCAACCCUUUUUAAGAGGAAGGAUAAUGGGACUAACAUGUUGCUGGUCCUAUUUUCUAAGCUGGAUAGUUUUCUUGCACCUAACAGGCCAUGCCAUAAUAGUUUAUGGAUAAGUAUUUUAGCGUUCCAUGAGGCAUUGGUACGCAAACCACGGGAUCCUUUGGUGGUGGCUACUUUUGCACUCGCUGUAUACCUUGGAGGUGAUCUGCCACUGGCAGUGGAUAUUGGACAAUCAAUCAACCGUCAACAUGAUGCUGGGUUUUCAGAGCUCUUGGAACCACGGGUGCGGGGCAAAAAAGGGUUAUUAGCUGAGGUAAAAGACCUUGCUAUCUCAAUGAGGCAGGCACUAACUGAAAUGACUGACGAGUAUUAUGUUGCAAAUGCUAUGGCGAAAAUCCCUCAAGCACCGUCCUCAGAUCUUGUAUUUAUCCCACUACAAGCAUACUUGAAGGUUCUCAAAUUAGUUGAGCGUGUUCAACAUGGGAAAAAGGAGAUUGGUUAUGAACCAAAAAGUGAUGGAAAUAUCGAUUAUUACAAUUUAGCAAAUGGUACACCUGCCGAAGUAAGAAACCUCUUCACGCUUGUUGUCUUUGACACGAUAUACCCCCCGAACCUGGAGAAAGAAGAUGAUAGCUCUAGAAGUUGAACGAUCAAUCCAGGGGUCCCUGAAGAGAAUCGUGCCACCUACAGCUUACGCUCCGAUGGCCUGUUACAGAAGUUUGCGGAGCUUUCCAAGCUUGAGCUGCUGUGUUGAAUCAAGGGAGAGCAGCAGAUGUUAUUUGCUUGGUCGGAUGGGGAUAAACUCAGUUUCCAUGACCAUGAUGUGUUGUUAAUCAUCGUGGCCUAUGGUGUACACUUAUGUUGGACAUGGCAACUGCUCGGGCUUUCUGGGUGCAACUGUUUCUUCCCAGAUUAUUCCGAGGCAAUGUUAAUUUCUGAUCUGUUGGAAAUGCUAUUAAGCUGUGGAUCUAAUUUCAAAUGGCCUUCUACAGUUCUACUUCGCUGUAUUCUAAAACGCCCAGACUGCAUGGAAUACUUGCAAAAAAAUAAUGCUAGUGCAAUAAAAGUUUCUAUUUCUAUGA
This is a messenger RNA of Hordeum vulgare subsp. vulgare (domesticated barley), 2122 nucleotides long. RefSeq names its product poly(A) polymerase I. Bases 79 to 1686 code for a protein of 535 amino acids. Gene Ontology annotation, biological process: RNA processing. The transcript is spliced from 13 exons. Lineage: Eukaryota; Viridiplantae; Streptophyta; Magnoliopsida; Poales; Poaceae. The record is from RefSeq and is a predicted model, not a curated record. Gene Ontology annotation, molecular function: RNA binding; nucleotidyltransferase activity.